CUAGCUUCUACACUAUUUGCUAACAACAUCAGACUCACAAAGGUGUCACAUUUAUAGCAUCAGACUCAGUCACUGACAAAGAACAAGAUGAACAAAUGCAGGAAGCAGAUAGCAGAACAGUUCCUGAGUCAGGCCCUGGGCAUCAUCUGCCUGCUGACCGGAGAGGAAUACACCAUUGUGAAGAAGAGGCCCUCCCACAGCAGCAUACAACAGCUAAGCGGAGAGGUGCCUAUAAAGUGUGAUGAUGUUGCUGUGUAUUUCUCUAUGGAGGAGUGGGAGUAUAUAGAGGGACACAAGGAGCUUUACAAGGACGUCAUGAUGGAGACUCACCAAGCACUAAGGACUAUGGAGAUCCCAGGGAAUGAGAGCUCAGAACGAACAGGUCACAGUGAUGAAAAUCUAGACACAGGAUCACAUGGAGAACUUGUACAGAAUAUUCAGCCAUCAGAUGUCUCUGCAAGUGUAAAAGAUGCUAAGAUUUCAUGUAACACGGAACAAACAGAAGAUCAGUGGCUAAGUAAUAUGCCUGAAACUGCAGAGCAGGAAAUAUGUGACAAUGUAAAUACAGGUGUAAAAGAUGCUAAGAUUUCAUGUAACACGGAACAAACAGAAGAUCAGUGGCUAAGUAAUAUGCCUGAAACUGCAGAGCAGGAAAUAUGUGACAAUGUAAAUACAGGUGAAAACGAUGCUAAGAUUUCAUGUAACACGGAACAAACAGAAGAUCAGUGGCUAAGAAAUGUCCAACCAUCAGAGCAGGAAAUUUGUGCCAAUAUAAGUACAGGUGAAUUCACAAACUGCAAUAAUCCUAGUGAUGACCAGAGUGCAGAUGCUUCUUUACAUCUUCUUCAAAAUCAAAGAAACCAUGUGGGAAAUUUAUGUUCUGACUGUGGGAAAUGUUUUCUUAAGAAAUCACAUCUUUUUAAACAUCUAACAAUUCAUACAGGAGAAAAUCUAUUUUCCUGUCCUAUAUGUGGGAAAUGUUUUAACUGUAAAAACAUUCUUGUUGCUCAUCAGAAAAUUCAUACAGGAGAAAAAGAAUUUUCAUGUUCUGAUUGUGGGAAAUGCUUUACUAAGAAAUCAAAUCUUAUUCGUCAUCAGAAAAUUCAUACAGGGGAGAAAGGAUUUUCAUGUCUUGACUGUGGGAAAUGUUUUACUCUGAAAUCAAAUCUAUUUACACAUCAGAAAAUUCAUACAGGGGAGAAAGCAUUUUCAUGUUCUGACUGUGGGAAAUGUUUUACUUUUAAAUCAAAUCUCAUUACACAUCAGAAAAUUCAUACAGGGGUGAAAGGAUUUUCAUGUUCUGACUGUGGGAAAUGUUUUACUUGGAAAUCACAUCUUCUUAGACAUCAGAAAACGCAUACAGGAGAAAAAGCAUUUUCGUGUUCUGACUGUGGUAAAUGUUUUACUCGGAAAUCAACUCUUCUUAUGCAUCAAAAAAUUCAUACUGGGGUGAAAGGAUUUUCAUGUUCUGACUGUGGGAAAUGUUUUACUCAUAAAUCAACUCUUCUUAUGCAUCAAAAAUGUCAUAAAGGGGAAAAAGGAUUUCCAUGUUCUGACUGUGGAAAAUGUUUUACUCUGAAAUCAACUCUUAUUAUGCAUCAGAAAAUACAUACAGGGGAGAAAGCAUUUUUAUGUUCUGACUGUGGGAAAUGUUUUACUCUGAAAUCACAUCUUCUUAGCCAUCAGAAAACGCAUACAGGAGAAAAGGCAUUUUUGUGUUCUAACUGUGGGAAAUGUUUUACUCAGAAAUCACAUCUUAUUAGCGCAUUACCGCUCACCCUGCUAAGCACUGACCUUGUAAAUCUGUUGUUUCCUGGGAAAGCCUACCUGAUGGAAGGUGCAGGGCAAAAGGAAUGA
Messenger RNA from Bombina bombina (fire-bellied toad), 1857 nucleotides. RefSeq names its product gastrula zinc finger protein XlCGF26.1-like. The coding region runs from base 88 to 1857 and encodes 589 amino acids. Gene Ontology annotation, cellular component: nucleus. Gene Ontology annotation, biological process: regulation of transcription by RNA polymerase II. The transcript has 10 exons. Gene Ontology annotation, molecular function: RNA polymerase II cis-regulatory region sequence-specific DNA binding; DNA-binding transcription activator activity, RNA polymerase II-specific. NCBI's taxonomy places the organism in Eukaryota, Metazoa, Chordata, Amphibia, Anura, Bombinatoridae. The record is from RefSeq and is a predicted model, not a curated record.